Molecule: messenger RNA, 1114 nt
Organism: Diospyros lotus (date-plum)
Lineage: Eukaryota; Viridiplantae; Streptophyta; Magnoliopsida; Ericales; Ebenaceae
Product: choline monooxygenase, chloroplastic-like
Exons: 11
Coding region: 1-837 (278 amino acids)
Molecular function (GO): iron ion binding; 2 iron, 2 sulfur cluster binding
Source: RefSeq, a predicted model, not a curated record
AUGUCCAAAAGCUGGUUUGUCUAUAUGAAUGCGAUACCCUUCCUCGCGUGCGGUGGUGUCUUGUCACGUCUCCUGUUAAGUCCCUUUGGAAUGGAUCGAUCAGGUUGGACUUACGGGUUGGAUGGAGCGCUUCUAAAGGCAACUAGAAUAACAGGAGUUCGGAACUUCAAUGUAAAUGAAUUCGGACUUGUACCGAUUAGGGUAGCUCUCUGGGGACCAUUUGUUCUGCUCAGCUUGGAAAAGAAGUUGCCUCAUUCAGAAGCUGAUAGCAACAUUGUAGGAAAUGAAUGGCUUGGCAGUUCGUGUGAGAUGCUGAGUACCGGUGGUGUCAACUCUUUCCUGAGUUAUGUAUGCAGACGCAGAUACACCAUUGAAUGUAACUGGAAGGUUUUCUGUGACAACUACUUGGAUGGUGGUUAUCAUGUACCAUAUGCACAUAAAGGUCUUGCAUCUGGUCUUGAGCUUGAGUCCUAUUCGACCACAAUAUUUGAGAGAGUGAGCGUUCAACAAUGUGAGGGCAGUUCUGUGGAAAAUGGUGAUGGUUUUGACAGGCUUGGAUCAAAAGCUCUAUAUGCUUUCAUAUAUCCAAAUUUCAUGAUCAAUAGAUAUGGGCCCUGGAUGGACACUAAUCUUGUACUCCCACUAGGUCCUAGAAAAUGCCAAGUCAUAUUCAACUACUUUCUGGAUGCUUCUCUUAAGGAUGAUAAAUCUUUCAUUGAGAAGAGUCUAGAAGAUAGUGAAAGAGUACAGAUGGAAGAUAUCAGUUUGUGUGAAGCUGUUCAAAAGGGCCUCGAAUCACCCGCAUACUGUAGUGGCAGGAUGUUACACACAGUCUGAACUCAAGUUUCAGCGAUAUGUGACUUUACUGAGAUGUCCUCAGCCUUAAUCCCAUUGAGUUUCGGGAGGUUGAGCCGGCAUGCUCGGUCGAGUGCAUUCCAUAAGAAGUGGUUCAAAAAUUACGCAUAACAGUUGAUGAGAUCCUCGUACACCUUGAGAAGUUCGUCAGUCGAAAUGAUCAAAUCCUUGGCCAACGUGUUGAACAAUUCGGCUGCCUCCUUGUCGGUCCCAAUGAAGUUGUCGAUAAUACCAUUCGAGCUCAAAAGUUUGAUAUCCU